AUGAAUGUUCUCUCUCACAAGUUGGAUAAAGCAGUUUGGGAGAAGAAAUUUAAGUUCCAUCCGAGGUGUAAAGCUUUGCUCCUUACCCACCUUUGCUUUGCAGAUGAUCUGAUGGUCUUUGUAGAAGGAUUAAAGGAGCCCAUUGAGGGAGCUUUAACAAUAUUUGAUGAGUUUUCUGUAUGGUCUGGUUUGAGUAUAAGCCUGGAGAAGUCUACUGUGUAUAUGGUUGGAGUUUCAGACGUUGAGAAGAAGAAUAUUAAAUCAAACUUCCCAUUUGCAGAGGGGAAGCUUCAGGUUCGAUAUUUGGGGCUUCCACUCAUGUCUCAGGCGAUGAAGAAGCAAGAUUAUUUGCCUCUGGUUGAGAGAAUAAGAAGCAAGAUAUGUACGUGGACUUGCAGAUUCUUGUCUUACGCGGGGGGUCUCCAAUUGAUAAAAGCAGUCUUGAUGAGCAUUGUAAAUUUCUGGGAAGCAGUAUUUAGACUCCCUAGUAAGUGUAUGAAGGAAAUUGAGCAGUUCUGCUCAGCUUUUCUUUGGUCUGGUCCAGUGUUAAAGAAAGUAGGUGCUAAGGUGGCUUGA
Molecule: messenger RNA, 576 nt
Organism: Raphanus sativus (radish)
Lineage: Eukaryota; Viridiplantae; Streptophyta; Magnoliopsida; Brassicales; Brassicaceae
Exons: 1
Coding region: 1-576 (191 amino acids)
Source: RefSeq, a predicted model, not a curated record